AUGGAAUAUCCCCCACAACCGUUGGCGAAUUACCGCCCUGUCCGUGAAUUAACUCCCCGUGGAUUAGUAAGAAUAUAUUCUCAGCUAUCAAAAGCUCGCUUGACAACGCUGGUCGUUCUAACUGCAAUGUCUGGUGUUGCUCUGUCCCCUUUGCACGCGAGUGUCCCAGUUUUAUUAUCCACAGCCGUGGGAACUACCCUAUGUGCUGCAUCCGCGAAUACCAUCAAUCAGCUUCUUGAGGAGCCAUUUGAUGCCCAGAUGAUACGAACACGCAAUAGACCACUUGUACGACGAGCAAUCACACCCCUACAUGCAUUCGGAUUCGCCGCGGUCACUGGGACGCUUGGUCCUGCUAUUCUCUAUGCACUGGUGAACCCGCUCACUGCUGCUCUCGGUGCGGCCAACAUUGCGCUAUAUGCUGGUGUAUAUACAUUGAUGAAGCGAAGAACCAUAUGGAAUACAUGGGUCGGGGCCGUCGUGGGUGCUAUACCACCACUCAUGGGGUGGACUGCAUGUGGUGGACACAUAUUCCCAUCAGCCUCAUACCCGAUUGAAACCUUCCUACCCCCGUUCCUUUCCAACGCUUCACCAGGCCUUUCACUUGAAGCUAUCAAUAACCCUCUAUCAGCAUUUGCUCUUCUUUCCUUCCUUUUUUCAUGGCAAUUCCCUCAUUUCAAUGCGCUGGCGCACACAACGAGAGCAUCUUAUGCACAAGCAGGCUAUCAUAUGCUCUCCGUCAUAGAUCCAUAUAAGAACGCAACCGUGUCGCUGCGACAUUCUGCCCUCCUCCUCUUCAUCUGCUCCAUUUUGACGCCCCUUUCUGGACUAACCACGUGGAAUUUCGCCUUGACAAGCUUGCCGCCAAACCUUAUUCUGCUCCGGUCGGCCUGGAAAUUCGCAAGGAACCCCACUGAUAAAACUGCCCGAGCCGUGUGGAGAAAUUCCCUUUGGUAUCUUCCGGUACUGUUGGGGCUCAUGAUGUUCCAUAAACAAGGGAUGGAAUGGUUAAAAUGGAUCGGAAUUCAACGAAACCGGUCAGAGGACCAGGAUGGCGAAGAGAUAAUAGAGAGUUCGUGA
Messenger RNA from Cantharellus anzutake, 1077 nucleotides. Its product is annotated as UbiA prenyltransferase family-domain-containing protein. Gene Ontology annotation, biological process: heme biosynthetic process. The transcript has a single exon. Bases 1 to 1077 code for a protein of 358 amino acids. Lineage: Eukaryota; Fungi; Basidiomycota; Agaricomycetes; Cantharellales; Hydnaceae. Gene Ontology annotation, molecular function: protoheme IX farnesyltransferase activity. The record is from RefSeq and is a predicted model, not a curated record. Gene Ontology annotation, cellular component: mitochondrial membrane; mitochondrion.